UUCAGUAGACCUUCAGCAACUUGUUAAUCUGGUUCACCGAUUUAUAAAAAUGCAGGAAGCAAUGGACGCACGGAGCGGUUUGCCCUCCGGACGAGAAACAGUUUAGAGCACCUGAGGGGGAUUUCAUUACCUGCUGCGAAGUCAGUCUGACACUGGGACCAAGACGGAGCUGCAGCUAGAAGGCGAAUUUCGUUGAAUUCCUCAAUUCCAGCUCGCCAUCUCCAGGACAAGUCCUACCGGUUGUUUGAAACUGAAUCUCACUUCCCCGUGUCGGGGCGUCGGGCCGUGAUUCAGCGGUAGUCGUGGUGACGGAGAGCUGACCUCAGCUCACCUUCCCCGGGCUCGAACCCGCUACAGCACCGCAGAGGACGGCUUCUCUUUGAUAACAUACGUUUAAACCACUGCGGUUACACGAUUGGAGAAGAAACAUAAUACACCAUUAUCAUCAUCACACCCGCAGCUACACGCCCAUGCUCCGGCCUGUCAGAGACCAUCUGCGACAGGAAGCAGUGCACCAGAGAACUACAAAUCCCAACAGCAGGACAGCUGUGAUAUAACGGGAUGUUAAGGACCCCGUCAAGGAGCUGAAGUGCUUCUGCAUCACAGCAACACCAGAGCUCCAUUAUAGGUCCGUUGAAGGGGUUGUGUUCAUCUGGAUGAUACAGGCAGGCUGAUCAACGAUGACUGGAAAUCAGAUGUGACUGUGAAUAUGUGCAUCCCCCCCUCCCCUAGCACCCUCAAGAUAAAGAUAGGUUAUCUGUGUAGUCAUGCACAGUCCUGCUCAUGACAUCAUGUCGGGAUACCCGAGUGGAUGUGUGGCGGACAACGAUGCAAAUCCGGAGACAACCUUGGGGAGCGCCUAUUCCCCCGUGGACUACAUGAGCAUCACCAGCUUCCCCAGGCUGCCAGAGGACGAUGUGAUGGCCGGGGAAAACGCCCUCAAGUCUCGCAAAGAUGAUGACAACAUGCUGAGUGAGCAAGACACAGACCCAGAUCUGUUUCUGAAGUCAGCUCGCCUCCAGCGUCUCCCUUCCUCUGCCUCAGACCUGGCCUGCCAUGACGUGUCCCUACAGGAGACGAACAUUGACCCCUUCACAGAAGACUGUGCUUGCCAGCGAGAUGGAAUGACUGUCAUCAUCACAGCCUGUCUCACCUUCGCCACAGGGGUCACGGUGGCUCUCAUCAUGCAGAUCUACUUUGGAGACCCACAGGUCUUUAACCAAGGAGCGGUGGUGACGGACGUGGCUCAGUGUACAUCGCUGGGCUUCAGUGUUCUGGAGAAGCAGGGCUCCAGUGUUGAUGCCGCCAUCACUGCGGCCCUCUGCUUGGGAAUUGUCCAUCCCCACACCUCUGGUAUAGGAGGAGGUGGAGUUAUGUUGGUGCAUGACAUCCGUAAGAAUGAAACGAGGGUCAUCGAUUUCAGGGAGACGGCCCCAUCUGCCAUCAACGAGGAGAUGAUGAGGACUAACCUUGAUCAAAAUCCUGGCCUGCUGGUGGGCACACCAGGCAUGCUCAGUGGGAUGCACCAGGCACACCAGCUCUAUGGCAGGAUGUCAUGGAAGGAUGUGGUUACCAUGGCAGCAGAUGUGGCCAGAGAUGGAUUUAAUGUCACCCAUGACUUAGCUGAGGCUCUGGCUAAAGUUAAGGACCAAAACACCUCAGAUGCAUUCCGGGCAUUGUUCCUCCCCAACGGCCAGGCUCCUCUCUCUGGAUUGUUCACCAGACGUCUGGAUUUGGCAGCCAUAUUGGAGGCUGUUGCAGAAAAGGGGAUACCGGAGUUCUACAGUGGUAACCUGACGCAGGAGAUGGAGGCUGCGGUUCAAGCUAAAGGUGGAGUGCUCACAGACGAUGACUUUGGAAACUACAGUACAGUCUUACAGCAGCCUGCAGAGAUCACCUAUCAGGGACAUCAUGUGAUGGUGGCCUCAGCUCCACAUGCAGGAGUGGCCCUGAUCACUGCUCUCAACAUCCUGGAAGGCUACAACAUCACCAGCCAGGUUUUCAGGAACAGCACCUACCACUGGAUUGCGGAGUCUGUGAAGAUAGCCUUGGCCCUGGCUAGUGGGCUGGGAGACCCCCUGUUUGACACGUCUGUCUCUGAGAUUGUUACCAAGAUGCAGAGCAAAUCACAAGCCUCCCUGCUCCGUAAGAUGAUCAAUGACUCCCAGGCUCUACCCGCCAGCCAUUACACUCCAUCAUUUACCUUGGAGGAGGGUGCAGCAGCUGCCCAGGUCAUGGUCAUGGGUCCAGAUGACUACAUUGUGUCAUUCAUGAGCUCUCUAAACAAACCAUUUGGCAGCGGGAUAGUGACGCCCUCAGGAAUCCUUCUGAACAGCCAGAUCCUGGACUUCACUUGGCCCAAUAAAACGCAGAGUUCAUCACCUAACCCACACAACAACCUCCAGCCUGGGAAGAGGCCCAUGUCCUUUCUGAUGCCCACAGCAGUGAGGCCAGCCGUGGGGUUAUGUGGCACAUACGUGGCCAUUGGAUCUUCCAAUGGGGAGAAAGCUCUCAGUGGCAUUACACAGGUGCUGAUGAAUGUUUUGUCUUCACGUAAAAACAUGAGUGACAGUGUAGCGUAUGGACGGCUCCACCCACAGCUGGAGCCCAACACCCUCCUGGUGGACUCUGAGUUUCUAGAUGAAGACGUGGCGCUGCUGCAGAUCAAAGGACACAAAGUUGAGAGGAAAGACGUUCUCUCAUUAGUGGAGGGCACCCGAAGAACCAAUGACCUCAUCAUUGGGGUGAAGGACCCCCGAAGUGCUGACGCAUCUGCCCUCACUAUGUCCAUCCUGCCCUAGUGUGUAACCCGCACUCACACAUAAAAAAAGAAAGGGUACACUUUAAGAGAAAGUUACUGAGUAAGGAGGCGAAUUAAGAACCAGUUCACUAAACAGAAUUUAAGACCAACAUGCUGAGGAAAAUAUACUACUUCAGACAUGCAUCUUUCUCUGAAAUCACUCAUUUGAAUCCACUUAUAAAUUUGUUUGCCAACAAAAUAAAAAUAAACACCAUUUCACACAUAUCAAAGUUGGUAUGCCCACUCUAAUGUGCAAUCCCAGUGUAGAUAGUGUGGAAAAUAUAUGUCAAUCCCCUUAGAAGCAUCAAAGAUUGCAGUCUAUAUUAUCCAGGGAAGGGUAUGGAAAGGCAAGCUGUGCUCAUAAUAUCUGCAUUCCAUGUUCUUCUUAAAACAGGCAAUGAACUCCAGAGGGUUUGGAUGGAUUUACUUCUGGGGUGUCAGAAAACGAUAAUAGAAAAUCAGGAUGGCUUUUGAAGCUUUUCUUUAACAGCUUGCUUUUAGAAUUCGUGAUCAGUAGUUCUGAUGUAAAUUAAUGGUGAACAAACAGAUUUUCUGUAUGAAGGAGCAGACAAUGAUGCCACACAAGGACGCCACCAUUUACAGCACUUGCAUGGUCCUCUAUUCAAAGUACUUGUUCAAAACUAGUGUUUAGGCCGAGUGUCAUCACAAAAUAACUAGACGAUCCUAAACUGAACCAUUUAAUCUCCUGCUUUUUAUAUGGCAUGUGACUGUGAUUAGAUGUUGUUUGGUUCAGCUGCUUCCACUGUUGUGAACAAUCAAUAGCUCAUCAGGAGCUUCUUUAAACAAAAAACACAUCCGCUUCAGUUUAACUGGUGUUAUAUAUCACUCAUCAUAGAAGAAGUUAUUUAAAUACAUAAGUUAAACAUUUUUAGUUGUUGCUUUACUUUGUUGUCAAUCAAAGCUUGUGGAAUAGAGCUUUUUGGGGGGAAGGGAUACUUGUUUUUAGAAAGGAAAUCUUUAGAGAUGGAUUGAAUGUAAUCUGUCUAUUUUUAUAUGAACAUUUGUUGGGCUGUAUACAUUAUUUCUACUAGUGUAACACAAUGCAUUCCACCAGCUGCUGUGUACCUCUAUCAUUUGUAAUUAUUUCCGGCAUUAUAUUUAAAGUAAGAAGCAUUUGUCAAGCAGUGCAUUCUAAAAGCUGUUGAAAUGAUAUCCAGCAUGGCCAGUGCUGAGUUAACAAACAUUCCCUCAACCUUUUGCCUCUGUUGUUGGGUGCCAGUGCAAUACGACUUUUGAUGCUUGUUUUCUUGUACUGUAGAGUACCACGCCUUAAGGCAAACAUUUGCACAACACCCGAUGUUUGAUUCCAUGUGUAUUUGUAUCUGAUUUUAUUAAAAAUCAGCACUGUACAAGCCUAAGAAAUAAAAUGUUUUGACAUCACAUCAUCA
Molecule: messenger RNA, 4209 nt
Organism: Platichthys flesus (European flounder)
Lineage: Eukaryota; Metazoa; Chordata; Actinopteri; Pleuronectiformes; Pleuronectidae
Product: glutathione hydrolase 7
Exons: 17
Coding region: 768-2801 (677 amino acids)
Biological process (GO): glutathione catabolic process
Cellular component (GO): plasma membrane
Molecular function (GO): glutathione gamma-glutamate hydrolase
Source: RefSeq, a predicted model, not a curated record